Molecule: messenger RNA, 862 nt
Organism: Bombina bombina (fire-bellied toad)
Lineage: Eukaryota; Metazoa; Chordata; Amphibia; Anura; Bombinatoridae
Product: putative nuclease HARBI1
Exons: 4
Coding region: 264-770 (168 amino acids)
Source: RefSeq, a predicted model, not a curated record
AUAAGUCCACUCUUUCUAAGCAUCUUUCAAAAGUUAUUGAUGGACUUUAUGAUAAUUGCAGAAAAUUUAUUUUUUUCCCCACAUCACCCAGAGGUUGGCGUGAUGUUAAGAGGGACUUUUUUCUUUUAGGUGGCAUACCCAAUGUCCUUGGGGCCAUUGACUGCACUCAUAUUGCCCUAAGACCCCCUGUGCGCAGGGAGAUAAUAUUUAGAAAUAGGAAACACUUCCACUCCUUAAAUGUGCAGAUUAUAUGUGAUGCAAACAUGCGCAUAUUAAAUGUUGUGGCAGGGUUCCCAGGAAGUAGCCAUGAUGCCUACAUCCUCAGGAAUUCUGGUGUGUGGAGAUUGUUUGAGACAAAUCAAAUGCCUGAAGGACAUCUCCUCGCAGAUUCUGCAUAUCCUCUUAAAAAAUGGAUUUGGACACCAUUGAAAGAGAACCAGGUUGUUGGGCCUGCUGAAUUAAGAUAUAAUGAAGCACAUAUCCGAACACGUGCUAUAAUAGAACGACUGUUUGGUGUUCUAAAAAUGCGCUUUCGCUGCCUGGACAGAUCAGGGGGGGAUCUCCAAUUCAGUCCGGAAAAAGCUAUUAAAAUCAUAGUGGCAUGUUGCUGUCUACACAACAUGGCACAGGAGCAUGGGAUGUUGAACGACUUACUUCCAACACCACAGCCCCCAGGUGAAAUCUUUGAGCCUGAUGUAAUUAAUCAUCCCCAACCCCUCAAUGCCCAUUUGGAGAGAUCUGCAACUAUUCAAGAAUUCUUUUCAGAUUGAAGAUUCUCAGAAAUGGAAUACCACUCCCCUCCCUCUCUCCUCAUCCCUAUAUUUACCACAUUUUCCCUAAAUAAAUGUAUACUUUACUCAAA